AUGUGCCGCUGGCGGAGUUGGCUGACGAAGAACAUGCUGCUGCUGAUGACGCUGGCCGGGAUAGUCGGAGGAGUGAUAGUCGGAGGAGUGCUCCGAUCGGCCGAACCGUCUCCGGAAGUCAUCCGAUACGUCGGAUUCCCCGGCGAGCUCUUCAUGAACAUGCUCAAAGCGAUGGUCCUUCCGCUGAUUGCGGCCAGUAUUGUCUCAGGUGAGAUUCUUAUUAAAAACUAUCGAGAAGUACUCAAUCCUCACACGUUCAGGCCUCUCCCAACUGGACGGCAAGACGUCCGGGCGUCUGGGCUCUCGGGCGGUGAUGUACUACGUGCUGACGACGACGCACGCAGUCAUUCUCGGAAUCAUCGUCGUCUCGAUCAUCCAUCCCGGAGAUCCGGCCAUCAAACAGGGAAUGGGACUCGAGGAGGGCGCGGCUGCCGACGUCUCCGCCGCCCAGAAGUUCCUCGACCUCUUCAGGUUCGUUUCUUGAGAUUCGGACAAAAAUUGUUGCUGUUUUGUUCCAGAAAUGCAUUCCCAGAGAACAUAAUGCGUGCGACGUUCUCCCAAGUGCAAACCGCCUACGUGAACCAGACGACCAAGCACGGAACAGUUCUAAAAGUACCAAAAACGGAGUAUGUCAACGGGAUGAACGUGUUGGGUAUGAAAGUACAGUAACCCUCCGAUUCAAUCCAAAUGUGCUCCAGGCAUAAUAGUGUUCUGCAUCGUGAUGGGUCUCGUCAUCUCGCGACUCGGCGAGGAAGCGAAGCCCCUUGCGAAUCUGUUCCACGCGCUCGACCUAGUCAUCACCCGGAUGGUGAUGAUCAUCAUGUGGCUCGGCCCGAUCGGCAUCCCGUCGCUCAUUGCCCAGAAGAUGCUGGAGGUGUCUGACCUGGCGGAGACGGCCCGCAUGCUCGGCCUCUUCAUGUUCACCGUCAUCGUGGGCCUCGCCAUCCAGGCCUUUGUCACUCUGCCCCUCAUCUUCUUCAUCGGCACCCGCCACUACCCGUACCGUUUCUUGCGCGGCCUCGGACAGGCGGUUCUGACGGCCCUCGGCACUUCCUCGAGUGCCGCCAGUCUGCCGGUCACCUUCCGUUGCCUCAACAAACUCGGCGUCGAUCCGAGAGUGACCAAGUUCGUGUUGCCCGUCGGCGCGAUGGUCAACAUGGACGGGACGGCGCUCUACGAAGCGACCGCCUCCAUCUUCAUCGCCCAAAUGAACGGACUGGACCUGUCGGUCGGACAGAUCGUCACCGUCUCCAUCACUGCCACGUUGGCCUCCAUCGGCGCCGCCUCGAUCCCUUCCGCCGGACUCGUCACCAUGCUCAUCGUGCUCACCGCACUCGGCCUUCCCGCCACCGACAUUUCGCUCCUCUUACUAUUGAUUGGUUUUUGUAAGCGAAAAUUAAAGGAAGAAAUUGAGAAGUGUUUUGAGGGGCCGCCUACGCACGAGCGUCAAUAUAAUCGGCGACGCGUUGGGAUGCGGAUUCGUGCAUUAUUUGUGCGCAGAUCAUCUGAAUGCCGACGUGGCGGAGGCGGAAAAGAACAACGCUGUCGUCGAGGUUCAUGUAAAAAACGAGAUUUUCCGUUGCUCACUGAAAAUUCGCAUUUUUCAGGGCGUAAACUUGGAGGAGCUCGAGAAAGAGUGUGCACAAGAGAAUCACAACGAUAAAAGAACAGUAAUAGAUGUCUAAUAUCAGCGAUUCGUUAAAAAUGGUGCAGUUUCGCCAGAGCACAAGCAUUUUCUUCUAUUUUUCUUUAUUUCUCUGCCCCGAUGAAAAAUUAAUAGAAAAAAAACAUUUCAGUGAAUUUUCAAUGUAUUUCUGUCAUUUUAACCUGAAUAAAUUAUUUCUCAUGCGUCCUUAGCACACGGUGAUUCUUUGCGAGGGUGUAGUGAGAAACCCGCCGCGAACUCGGCCACCAUUCAAAGAAGGGGCGUGGUCUUGCGCAAUUGCCGCACGCAAUUUUGCAAGUUUGGCGCGCGCGCUUUCUGUUUAGCCGCAAUUGUUUCCGACAGCAUUUUGAAGACGUUCUUACUGCUUUUCAGGAAUAUUACACAGCGCUGUUAUUGGUUUUUGCUGUUGGCAAUUUUUCUCUGUCGAUAACAAUUACUAAAAAAUAAUAAAGCUUCUAUAAACUGCGUUCUUUCAUGUUUGAGAUGAAAAAAAUACAAAAACUCAGCCGAAAAACAAGCAUUAAUUGACAGAGAACAAGCGCUAAAAUAUGAAACAAGCGCGAAAUUCGUGAAAAAUUCCCCAUGGCCGAGUUUCUUCGGUUCGGCCUCCUGGCCUAACUUCUGGCGUGGCCUAAUAAUUUCUUGUUCAGCCGGGGGACUCGGCGGAAACCGUGGCCUAGUACCACGGCCUGCGACCCCGGGCCAAAUGGACUAGAAUUUUCCUCGUCACCCUCGCAAAGAAUCACCGUGUAGCAGGAAAAGCUGAAAACCUGAAUUUAAAAGCGCGCCGAAAGUUGUUUGUACGGUGGAGCGCACUUGCUUACCGCCACUCGGCGUCGAUUUCUCCGUCGAUUCUCGCCGUUUCAUCGCCGAUUUCAGCUCAAUUUCUAUCGUUUUUCCGCAUUUUUCAGUAAAAAUCUGUCAAAAGAUAAUAAUUUGAUCAUUUUCCAGUAAUGGACCCCACAUAUUACGGCCAUGACGGCGAAAAUACGCGGCAACGGUCGAACAGCACCGCCGGCGGGCCUCCCGACGAACAAAACGGACAGUUUGGCGUGCAAGCACAACUCGGAAAGAUGGUUUUACUCGAUUUCCAUUGUAUUCUAGUCUAAAAUGCGUUUUUCAGAUGUGGGAGGCCGGAUCGAAGCAAGUUCAAGACACUUUCAAGUCCUACGGCCGGAUAGACCUAUUCCGGCCGUAUUUCGACGUGGAACCGGCGGAAGUACGUGAUUUAAGCCGAAUAUCGAAGAAAAACUUGAUUUUCAGGUCAGAACGCGAUUAAUUCGCUCAUUUAUCCCUCGGAAACCGUCUCAAAUUCAAGUUUCGCCCGAUUUGUACGGUCCGUCGAUGAUCGUCCUCACAAUGGUUGCUCUGCUGCUGUAUAACAUGAAAACUAGCGGGUAAAUUGAGAAAUAGAAUCGAACAUCGAAAACAUUAAAAAAAUAUUGCUUCAGAAUCGUGAUUCAAAACGGAACUCUGAUGGGAACGGCCAUGUUCACCUGCUUCGGCAGCUGGAUGCUCAUUUCUGGAGCCAUUUGGGUCGCCUGUUUCUUGUUGGCCGCCGAACAGCCAUUCCUCACCAUUUUAUCCACGUUUGUGAGUGAUUUAUACAGUGAAAAACUCUUGUGCUCGUAUUAAGUGCUCUCGUUAUUCAAUUGAGACAAAACUAGAAGAUCAUAGCCCAUAGAAGUAAUGGAGACACUUGGGGCAACCUGACAACCUCCAAUCUAGUCAUUAGUGAACUUUUUAAAAAUUAGAGUUUCAGGGUUAUUCGCUGGCGUCGCAGUGCCUCGUGCUCCUGCUCACUUCACUUUUCCACUCAUCUCACGACCACCUCUUCUUUUUCGUCCUUCUCGCCUCGUUUUGCGCACCUUCCGCCCUUCGAAUGGUAAUUUUUGCAAUUUGAUUUUUUUCCAGUCAUUUUCUCGAUUUUCAGGGUCUAAUUGUGUGCCAACAGUCGCGGAUCCCGGCCAAUCGGCUCAUUUUGAUCGGAUUCGCAAUUGCCGCCCAUUUAUUGCUCAUCAUCUACCUCCAUUUCGGAUUUCACGUCGUUUUGGAAGGUACAAAUGGAUUUCCAGAAAUUUCCGCAUUUUUUAUCUUGCAGAACUCGACGAAAUUGUGGGCGAUGCGAUCGAAAUGCAAGUCGUUCAGGACAGCCUUUCCAAUGCAUAA
This is a messenger RNA of Caenorhabditis sp. 36 PRJEB53466, 3835 nucleotides long. The record is from the annotation of a GenBank genome assembly. NCBI's taxonomy places the organism in Eukaryota, Metazoa, Nematoda, Chromadorea, Rhabditida, Rhabditidae.